This is a messenger RNA of Antechinus flavipes (yellow-footed antechinus), 1455 nucleotides long. RefSeq names its product DnaJ heat shock protein family (Hsp40) member C9 (gene DNAJC9). Bases 90 to 863 code for a protein of 257 amino acids. The transcript is spliced from 5 exons. The record is from RefSeq and is a predicted model, not a curated record. Gene Ontology annotation, cellular component: nucleus; cytoplasm. Lineage: Eukaryota; Metazoa; Chordata; Mammalia; Dasyuromorphia; Dasyuridae. Gene Ontology annotation, molecular function: heat shock protein binding.
CGGCGGCCGGCUCUUUUCGCGCGGGAAAAGAAAGUAAGCGGCAGCCGGGAGGCGCAAGCCCGUGGACCCCCGCCCCAGGCACGGCGGCGAUGGGGCUCCUGGAGCGCUGCAGGGAGGAGUUCGGCACUACCAACCUGUACGAAGUGCUGGGCGUGCGGCCGAAGGCUUCCCAAGGCGAGAUCCGGCGCAGCUACCACAAAGUGUCCCUGCGGGUCCACCCAGACCGGGUGGACGAGGCCGGCCGGAAGAAGGCCACCCGGCAGUUCCAGAUCCUGGGCCAAGUCUACGCUAUCCUGAGCGACCCUGAGAAGCGGGAUCUGUAUGAUGAGCAGGGUUUGGUGGACGAAGAGGGGGAAGGGCCGGACCGGGACUGGCUGAGCUACUGGCGGCUGCUCUUCAGGAAGAUAACCUUAGAUGACAUUAAGACCUUUGAAGAAAAGUACAUUGGUUCUGAAGAAGAGCUAGUUGAUAUUAAACAAGCUUAUGUGGACUUCAAGGGCGAUAUGGAUCAAAUCAUGGAGUCUCUAUUAUGUGCAGAAUACACUUCAGAACCCAGAAUCCGGGCCAUUAUACAACAGGCCAUUGAUUCUGAAGAAGUUCCACCCUUUAAAGCUUUCCUCAAGGAGUCAAAGCAAAAGAUGAAUGCAAGGAAAAGAAGGGCUCAAGAAGAAGCCAGAGAAGCAGAAAAGACCAGAAAGGAGCUGGGCCUGGGGGAAGGACCAGGUGACUUAAAAGCACUUAUCCAGGGCAGACGAAACAAUCGGGAAAAAGAAAUGGAUGAUUUUCUGGCCCAGGUGGAAGCAAAGUAUCGCAACUCGUCCAAAAAAGGAAAAAAAACACCUUCCAAGAAAGGAAAAAAAUAAUGAAGUCGAUGGUUUUGUUUCUUCUGUAGGCCUUCCAUUUAAUUGGAACUUAUCCACUUACCUGGAUUAAAAUUAGUAAAACCUUUAGUAUUGGGAAAAAUGGUCCCCUCUGGCAUAGACUGUCCAGAUCAGUGACUAUCUCGUGAAUAAUUUAUUCAUCACUUGCUUCAGCUCACUUUCAUUUGUUAUACAUAUUUACUGGCAAUUAUCUAUUGUUUUUGUGAAAUUUCUCUCCUUGGAAGAAUUUAGUUUUCAGGGAAUAUAUGUCUUAUUUUCACAAGCAUUACACAAAAGGAGUACUAGACAAAUACUAUCAAAAAAGGAUAUAAAGACUUCUAGCAGAGCUCACUUGACGGGUAAUAAUGCUAUUAUUAACCACUAAACUACUCACUGGUGAGGACAUUUUAAUUCUUAAAUCAGCUACUGAACAGCUUAAUUCUUUGUUCUUGUUUCCUUGCUAAGUUUGUUUUCAUUUAUUUAUAUAGUAAGCAAGAUUAGUUUUAUAUUUUGCACUCUGGUGCUGGCAAAAAUUUCAAGAAUUUUCAUUAAAAAGAAAAAAAACUUGCAUACAAUAAAAUAGUCAAAUAUUUCA